ACAGCUUUCCUGGCCCAGGCCCCAGCCAGCUCAGGCCACUGCAGUCCAAGAUCAGCAUGGCUGUCCGCCUGUGGGUAGUUACCCUGGCCUUGGCUGCCCUUUUCAUUGUGGACAGGGAAGGACCAGUGUCGGCAGAAAAGCCCGUUUUCUCAAGACUGCCACUCUGUGAGCACAUGGCAGAGCCUCCUAAAUGUCCCCUGACAUACAACCCAGUCUGCGGCACUGACGGGGUCACGUAUGACAAUGAAUGCAAGCUCUGCGUGCUCCGGAUAAACACCAAACAGGACAUCCAGAUCGUGAAGGAUGGCCAAUGCUGACCACACAGGAGCUCCUUAAGCCAUGAAGCUUCAGGCUGGAGAAUGGUGGUGGGCGUGGAGAUGAUAUGACAUGAAAUAAAAGAUCCAGCCCAACCCCGCCAAGUGGGUCA
This is a messenger RNA of Vicugna pacos (alpaca), 427 nucleotides long. It is a transcript of the gene SPINK4, whose product is annotated as serine peptidase inhibitor Kazal type 4. Lineage: Eukaryota; Metazoa; Chordata; Mammalia; Artiodactyla; Camelidae. Gene Ontology annotation, molecular function: serine-type endopeptidase inhibitor activity; protein binding. The record is from RefSeq and is a predicted model, not a curated record.